UAAAAAAGAUUUAUUUAUUUUAUGUAUUUUUGUACACUGCUGAUGUCUUCAGUAUCAGAUCUCAUUACAGAUGGUUGUGAGCCACCAUGUGGUUGCUGGGAAUUGAACUCAGGUCCUCUGGAAGAACAGCCAGUGUUCUUAACCGCUGAGCCAUCAUCUCCAUAACUGAUUUUUUUUUUUUUUUUUGGUUCUUUUUUUCGGAGCUGGGGACCGAACCCAGGGCCUUGCGCUUCCUAGGCAAGCGCUCUACCACUGAGCUAUUACCCCAGCCCCUCCAUAACUGAUUUUUAAACACUCACUUAGCACUUUUCCUACAUAAAUGACCGAAGUGUGGUAUGUUGUUAAUUUUUAUCAAUGGGCUUUCCAAACCCCUGACUUGUUGUGUUUGCUUAUUUCUAAGCUGUACACACUCCCACCUGGAGGGAUAACAAGCUAUCAACAUUUAUUGAGAAAAGCAGUCGGUCGCCAGCUCCGAAAAAAAAGAAAAAAGGAGAAAAGCAGAAACGCAUCCUUACGCAGUGUUUGCCAUAGUACUUGUCCUGGUUAUUAUCGUCAUCUUCACACAACCUAGGGUCAUUUGGGAAGAGGAAACCUCAGUUGAAGAGUUGCCUCAAACAGACUGAUCUGUGAGAAAUGGUCUUGAUUUGAAAUUGAUUGACGUGAGAGGGCCCAGUUCACUGUAGAAGGCAUCGUCCCUGGGCACAUGUGCUGGUGUUGUGCAAGAAAGCUGGUUGAGCAUUAGCAGAAGAGAAAGUCUGUAAAAGCAGGGUUCUUCCGUGGUUUUAGCUUCAAGCUUCUGCCUUGAAUUCCUGCUCUGACUUUCCUCGGUUAAAUAACUUGCUGAAGGUCGCAAAGCUAAUAAUUAACCACUCCGAAGUGUUUCCUCAGCACACAAUAUAGUGCCUUGAGGAUGGUUGGCGUUCAAUAAAUACCCACACCGCACUCUUUAAAAAUAUAAAGGUAAACAUUUUAACAUAAAAAAUAUUCGCACGAGUGAAAUUAUUUCUUUAAAGUUUGCUCACGAUCUCAGUAGAAUUAAGUACAAUAUUUCUUUACUUUUUUUGCUUGAUCAGAGGCGUAGCCCAAAUCGUUGUUAGAAGUUUGAUACAUCUCGCUUUCCGUCGUCCCGCCGCAGAGCUUUCUGGGAGUAGUAGUCUCAAGGUCUGCGGGCUCCAGCAGCAGCUACGGUGCUCGCUCGUCAGAGGUACUACAGUGUGGCACGCAAGUCUUGAGGCUCUUCCGCAUUGCCUGCGCGCCCGCCUCAGUUAUCAUGGCGGCUCCCUUGGCCCUGGUGCUUGUGGUGGCCGUGACUGUGAGGGCGGCCUUGUUUCGUUCCAGUUUGGCCGAGUUCAUUUCCGAGAGGGUGGAGGUGGUGUCUCCAUUGAGCUCUUGGAAGAGAGUGGUUGAAGGCCUUGCACUGUUGGAUCUGGGAGUAUCUCCGUAUUCUGGAGCAGUAUUUCAUGAAACUCCAUUAAUAAUAUACCUCUUUCAUUUCCUAAUUGACUAUGCAGAAUUGGUAUUUAUGAUAACAGAUGCCCUCACUGCUAUUGCCCUGUAUUUUGCAAUUCAGGACUUCAAUAAAGUUGUGUUUAAAAAGCAGAAACUUCUCCUAGAGCUGGACCAGUAUGCCCCAGAUGUGGCCGAACUCAUCCGGACACCUAUGGAAAUGCGCUACAUCCCUCUGAAAGUGGCCCUGUUCUAUCUCCUGAAUCCCUACACGAUCUUGUCUUGUGUUGCCAAGUCUACCUGCGCCAUCAACAACACCCUCAUUGCUUUCUUCAUUUUGACCACAAUAAAAGGCAGCGUUUUCCUCAGUGCUAUUUUUCUUGCCUUAGCAACAUACCAGUCUCUGUACCCAAUCACCUUGUUUGCCCCAGGACUUCUCUAUCUCCUCCAGCUCCUGGGAUUUCAUCCCUGCAGUCUACGGUUUCAUACUUUCUGUUCCAGAUCUCACUCCAAACAUCGGUCUUUUCUGGUACUUCUUUGCAGAGAUGUUUGAGCACUUCAGCCUCUUUUUUGUCUGCGUGUUUCAGAUCAACGUCUUCUUCUACACAGUUCCCUUAGCCAUCAAGUUAAAGUAA
This is a messenger RNA of Rattus norvegicus (Norway rat), 2081 nucleotides long. NCBI's taxonomy places the organism in Eukaryota, Metazoa, Chordata, Mammalia, Rodentia, Muridae. The record is from RefSeq and is a predicted model, not a curated record.